UCGCGAAGUUUUCUAAGCACUUCUAAUUUUUGUGAAGUGUCAAACUCACGUAUUGUUUUACUGCUUCUCUUUAACUAAAAAGAUGUGGUUCGAGAUUUUGCCAAGUUUUGGUAUCAUUGUAGGAGCGUUAGCUUUACCAUCAUUCGCUUCAUACCACAUGCACAAACUAGUAAAUGGCAAUCCAUACCUGCGAGAUUUAAAUAACAGAUAUCAAAGGAGAUUGUAUCAAAGAGAUCAAAUGCUGACAAAGGAUCCUUAUGUCUCCAAUGGACUUGAAGUUAUACCUGAUGAGUAAUUUUCAACAGAAUAAAGUAGAAUGAAGAAAUAGGAACAAAUUUGUAAAUAUCUUGAAGUUCAAAAUAAUAAAUUAAGAUCUUAAUAUUUGUGUUUUC
This is a messenger RNA of Ctenocephalides felis (cat flea), 392 nucleotides long. RefSeq names its product NADH dehydrogenase [ubiquinone] 1 alpha subcomplex subunit 1 (gene ND-MWFE). The transcript is spliced from 3 exons. NCBI's taxonomy places the organism in Eukaryota, Metazoa, Arthropoda, Insecta, Siphonaptera, Pulicidae. Bases 83 to 295 code for a protein of 70 amino acids. The record is from RefSeq and is a predicted model, not a curated record.